UAUGCAGCAUUAUUCCGGGAAAAAACUCAAAAAUCAUCUCUAAACAAGCUGGUUGUUGCUGAAACUGAAAGUAGUUACGCUGAGCUCUACGGAUGAAGAAUUUUUUAUUACUGCUGAAAAAUAAGUAACCACUUUCGGUAAUUACUUUCACAAAUAAUUUGAUUGGAAUAAAAUAAGAAGAUUAGAACAGCCUAGAUCUGAAUAUAAGUAUUUUCCGCAGUUAGAUCUGAAUAUAAGUAUUUUCCGCAGUUCAACGGUGAGCUGAAAGUAGUUAGGAUGAGCUCUAUAGAGUUUUUUUUUUUGUUUUUUUUUUUAAUGUCAAAACUGAUUUGUUGCCCAAGUGAGCAGAGCAUUUUGCUGGCAAUGGUUGAUAUGCACCUAAUUCAAUCCUUUACGCGUGCGAGGAAGUACUCCAUUCUCUUUUUCUCCAUUUCUAGAUUUUCAACCAAGCAGGCAAAAAGGAAGGGAGAAAGUGGUUAAGCAAAGAGGCUUUUGGAGGACAUAUAGUCCAUAAAGUGCGGAAGAAGAAUCAAAUUUUGAAUUUUGGGUAAUUCUAUAAUUUGUGUGCAUUGAAACCCUAACCCUCACUUUCCCACUUUCGUCUGUGCACACUUAAUGUUAAUCAUUACUUGAUUUUUUAUAUGUUAUUGAGAGAAUUAAAGUCUAAAGUAUCUAUGAUUAUCUGUGUCUUGAAAUUAUUGUGUAGUUGAUGAGUGCUGCUGGGAAUUAGUUCAAGUCUUUAACAUUAACGGUGAGAAAGAAACAAAAUAUGGGUUCCUCUAACUUCACAUUCUGUUCAAUGAUCUUCAGUGGAGCUAUGCUCUACUUAGGUGUAGUGGCUGAACCCACUGAAGAUAAACUUGCUCUUCUUGAUUUCAUUAAUAACAUGAGCCAUUUGAGGCGACCGAAUUGGGAGGAUAGCCUCUCUGCUUGUUCUGGCUGGGUUGGUAUCACCUGUAAUCUGAACAUGUCUAGAGUUAUAGGUGUCAAACUUCCCGGAUUCGGGCUCUAUGGAUCAAUUCCUUCCAAAACCCUAACCCUUUUACCGGAGCUUCAGAUCUUAGAUUUGGGAAACAAUAAUAUUUCUGGUCCUUUCCCUUCUGAGCUUUCCAAGACUCAGAGUUUGACGACUCUCAGUUUGCAACACAAUCGCUUCGACGGUUCUCUGCCAGCUGAUUUCUCAAUGUGGGAAAACCUUUCCUUUCUGAAUUUGUCUAAUAACAAAUUCAGUGGGUGUAUACCUUCCACAUUCUCAAACUUGACUCGUCUGACCACUUUGAAUCUUGCAAACAACUCACUAUCUGGUAAUAUUCCCGAUCUCGAUCUCCCCAGUUUGCACCUACUUGAUCUAUCGAACAAUAAUCUCACAGGAAUUUUGCCUCAUUCGCUUACUAGAUUCAGUGCUUCAUCUUUUUCUGGUAAUAAUCUAUCUCCUGCCCCUAUUGUUGUUUCUUCGAGUUCUUCACUGGAAAAGAAGCUUGAAAAAAUUAGUCACUCUGUAGUGAUGUGGAUUAUGAUUGGAGGUUGUGCUAUGGUAUCUCUUGUAAUUUCUGUCCUAUGCAUUCUUAUCUGUUCAAAGAAAGAAUAUAAAUACCUAACCUCACCAAACUCGCGCAGAAAGGGCAAUUCUCACGAGAAGGAAAAUUUUGACAAUACGAAUGGAAGUGGUAACAUGAUAUUCUUUGAGGGUUGUAUUGUUGCCUUUGACCUUGAAGAUUUGUUGAGUGCUUCUGCAGAGAUUCUAGGGAAGGGGACUUCUGGUGUUGUGUAUAGGGCAGAUCUGGAGGAUGCGACCACUGUUGUGGUGAAAAGAUUAAAUGAAGUGAGUGUUGGGAGGAAAGAGUUUGAGCAACAAAUGUUGGUUGUUGGAGGUAUGAGGCACGAGAAUGUGGCUCCUCUGAGGGCUUACUUCUACUCUAGGGAUGAAAAGCUCAUGGUUUAUGAUUACUACAGCCAAGGGAGCGUUUCUGCAAUGAUACAUGAUCAUAGGGGUGGGAGACGAAUUCCUUUAGACUGGGAAACUCGUGUUCGAAUUGCUGUGGGUGCAGCAAGAGGCAUUGCCCACAUUCAUGAACAAAGUGGAGGGAAGUUUGUUCACGGGAACAUAAAAUCAUCAAACAUUUUCCUCAACUCUACGCAUUACGGCUGCAUCUCUGACAUUGGAUUGGCCACACUAAUAACUCCCAUGUCAUCCCCUAUGACUCAAAGUGGAGGGUAUUGUCCACCAGAAGUCACAGACACUAGGAAAGCCACACAGGCAUCAGAUGUCUUCAGCUUCGGUGUCUUGUUGCUUGAACUUCUAACUGGGAGAUCCCCUCUCCAUGCCACACGUGGUGAUGAAUUUGUCCACAUAGUAAGAUGGGUGCAUUCUGUGGUUCGCGAGGAAUGGACUGCCGAAGUGUUUGAUGUAGAGCUUUUGAGGUGUCCCAACAUAGAGGAAGAGAUGGUGGAGAUGCUGCGAAUUGGGCUAGAUUGUGUCGCUAAGACUCCAGAACAGCGGCCAAGGAUAGGAGAUGUAGUGAAGAUGGUGGAGCGUGUUCAAAGAGUGAAGUCUGGAAACCUGAGAUCUACAGAACGUUUAAAAUCAACCCCCCAGACACCUUCUCCCAUAGCUGCAUAAAAUAGUACUCCGUAUAUACAUUGGUCUCUUUCUUUUUCGUAUAGAGUGUAUAUUUCAACAAUAUCGAUAGGUGUACAAACUUUUUGUACACCCUUUAUUCCGAGAGUUCAUGUCUACUAAAUCAGUACACAUACAAAAACACGUCCGUGUGAAGAAAAUCCCAUGUCAGAUACAAAUCAUGUUUUUGCAUGUGUAUGUACAAAUUACACAAACUAGAACACAUACUUAUGUAUGUGUAAUAUGUUCACAAACAUAACUCGACUGUAAGUAGAGUACAUAUUUCUCAGUUGAAGUUCUUCACACGAACAUGUGUUUGUGGCCUAAUUUAGUAAAUUGAACUAUGGUGUACAAUGAUCAUUUUUCAUAUUUCUAAAUCUCGCACCCCUAUCAAAAUGUAAUAAACUUUUAUUUUAUUGAGGGGCAGUAAAAAAAAAUCCAUUGAUGGGUUCAUUACC
This is a messenger RNA of Cuscuta epithymum, 3075 nucleotides long. The record is from the annotation of a GenBank genome assembly. Lineage: Eukaryota; Viridiplantae; Streptophyta; Magnoliopsida; Solanales; Convolvulaceae.